Molecule: messenger RNA, 2397 nt
Organism: Myxocyprinus asiaticus (Chinese sucker)
Lineage: Eukaryota; Metazoa; Chordata; Actinopteri; Cypriniformes; Catostomidae
Gene: slc25a3a
Product: solute carrier family 25 member 3a
Exons: 8
Coding region: 270-1343 (357 amino acids)
Biological process (GO): mitochondrial phosphate ion transmembrane transport
Cellular component (GO): mitochondrial inner membrane
Molecular function (GO): phosphate transmembrane transporter activity
Source: RefSeq, a predicted model, not a curated record
UACAAUGUUACAGUGGGACCCAACAUUCUAAAAUUUUGUAACAGUAGAACACAUGCACCACUAACUUGUGCUACAAUGUAAAUAUGGCCCAAAAAGCACAUCUUUCAAAUGUGUCACAUCUGAACGUGAACUCGCAGUGUGGUGACGUCAGAGAAGGUCAGAAUGAUUUAGUCUGAGGUCAUUUGAUGUCUCGAAUUCACCUGCCACUAACUGCAACCUGGAGGCAACGACCUACAAUUAACCCUCCUUACUGGUAAAAAAAAAAAAAAAUGUAUCCAAGCACCUUAAUGCAGCUGGCAUGGUCGAGUCCUUUCCAUACUCCUGUGUUCACCUGUAAACAUGUAGACGAUCAGAAACCAGAGAGCAGGCAGAAAAAACGUCAGCUAGCUGCAGCAUCUCAUGACGAUGCAGAUGUGAGCUGUGAAUAUGGGUCAAAUAAAUUUUAUGCCAUUUGUGGUUUUGGUGGGGUUUUGAGUUGUGGUCUCACACACACAGCAGUCGUGCCCCUUGACCUCAUUAAAUGCCGCAUCCAGGUGGACCCGGUUAAAUACAAGUCCAUCUUCAAUGGCUUCUCUGUCACCUUGAGAGAGGAUGGCAUCAGGGGGCUGGGGAAAGGGUGGGCCCCUACAUUCAUUGGUUAUUCCAUGCAAGGCCUUUGCAAGUUCGGUUUCUAUGAAGUAUUUAAGGCUCUGUACAAUGACAUGCUUGGAGAGGAGAAUGCUUAUCUCUGGAGAACCUCUGUUUACCUGGCUGCUUCUGCCAGUGCUGAAUUUUUUGCUGAUAUUGCGCUGGCCCCUAUGGAAGCAUGCAAAGUGCGUAUCCAGACCCAGCCCGGCUAUGCCAACACCCUGAGAGAGUGUGCCCCCAAAAUGCAUGCUGAGGAAGGGCUAAAAGCGUUCUAUAAGGGUGUUUAUCCCCUGUGGCUGAGGCAGAUCCCUUACACCAUGAUGAAGUUUGCCUGUUUUGAGCGUACUGUGGAGAUGCUGUAUAAGUACAUAGUACCAAAACCCCGCAGCGAGUGCUCCAAACCUGAACAACUAGUAGUGACCUUUGUUGCCGGUUACAUUGCUGGUGUGUUCUGUGCUGUGGUGUCCCAUCCCGCUGACUCUGUGGUGUCUCUACUGAACAAUGAGAGAGGCAGUUCAGCUGUUGAGGUGCUGAAAAGACUGGGACCUGUUGGUGUGUGGAAGGGGCUUUUUGCUCGCAUCAUUAUGAUUGGCACACUGACAGCCCUUCAGUGGUUCAUCUACGACUCAGUGAAGGUGUAUUUCCGUCUGCCCCGUCCACCACCCCCAGAGAUGCCCGAGUCCCUUAAGAGGAAGAUGGGUCUCCUUGACUACUAGACUUCUCCCUUAACAACCAGAUCCAGAGUUACUAAAGCUUUUUUCCACAUUUACCACAUGUAAUAUGCUCCCAUAGUUCAUGGUUGAAGAACAGAGUUACUUCUCAGUACUGAACGCACCAAGGCACUGUGAAUAUCACAAGAUCUGUAAGACACGCCCUGAAUACCUCCAAUGUCAAUGUAUGUCUGUAUGAAUAUUAGAGUAAAAUUAAUAACCCACUUAAUCUGUUGUUCUAGUAUGUGUCUUGUGUUUUUCACUCAUCAGGUGAAUUUACUUUGCUGUGGUUUGUGUUUUAAACACUAGAUGACAUUAAUGAAGAACAUAAUUCAGUUGCUGAAGUCUACCAAUGACCCUUUAAAAGAUACUAAUGACUAACACCCUAUUUAAGAACUGCUCUAAUGGAAAUAGAGUAUUGGUUAAAAUAAUUGUACUAAAAAGUUUUUUGUUUUUGUUUAUGAAGACUUUUAACAUUUCAUAGUGGCUUGUUAAUCAAUAUUUAAGUCCUUUUUUUUUAUUUUUUUUUACAAUAAAUCUUCACUUUCACAUUCUUCUUUUGUUUUUGCCGAUUUGCAUGCAUAUUGCCACCUACUGGGCAGGGAGAACAAUUUAUAGCAAAAAAAGGACUUAAAUAUUGAUCUGUUUCUCACCCACACUUAUCAUAUCACUUCUGAAGAUAUAUAUUUGGAUAUGGAUCCCUUUAAAGAGUAGCUAUUUCUGAAUAAGCCUUAUUUCUAGAAUAUCUUCAAUGCACCUUUAAUAAGUUUCAUAUCCACAGUGUCUCAGUUGCUUUGAGUAAGUCUGUAAGAGUGAUAAACUAAUACAAUCUCACUGUGAUGUCACAAUACCCCUGAAUUCUCUUCCCUAUACCAAUCUCAUCAGCUUGAUAUGAGUAACAGGAAAAUGGUGCACUGUGACCUCAAUACAGAGCACUCAAAGAGAAAUCCUAUCACAGAUACAUGGAACAGAAAGGGGUCAUUUACUUUGUUUCACAGAGUGACAGACGGAGUGUGCUUAUACUUUGAUAUCUUUGUGAGUGUAAUGCGUUUGAUAGCGG